GAAACAUACUCACUUGAUAAAGACAAGAAUUUUUAUAGAAAAGUGAAGUGCUCAACUAUAUUCCAAAUGAAGUACAUCAAUCUACUCGUUAUAAGCCUAAGCGAAGGAGAAUGAGCAGGAGAGAAAAACGGAUUAGGAAAUCUCUGGAUUUUGGGAGUCAUCAAAUGCUCGAAUUAAGAGGCCCAGUUUCUUUAUUUAAGAAAAUCAUUUUACCUUCAAGUCAUUCGGGGACUGGUGUAAACAGGAUUCGUAAGAAGAUGAUUGCACUAGCAUAUAACCAAAAAGGUAGCAGCUUCAAGAAACAGCGAAGAUCUAUCAAAGUCGAUACUAUCAAAGCUCAAACUGACAGACUAUCCUGAGGGUAUGAUCAAGACCAGCUGGAGCAACAAGAUUCUCUUGGACUUGUGAUAAAAUACAAAAAUCCUCCAAAAUCAGCUCUUCAUAAGAAAAGAGAAAUUGACAAGACAGGCAAAAAAGAAACAUUCUUGCUUAACAAAAAAUCUAACAAAAAUUCUGGAAACAAGAGCCUUUCUAAACGAGAAAGUUCUGAAAGGAAACCACAAAGAGUUACAGAAUCUGCACCUAAGGAUAGACACCUCAAAAAUAAAAUUUUUACCAAAUAUAAAAAUAUGCACAUAAAAAAGGACAAGAUCUACAAUGAAGAAAGAUGAGCCUAAGUCUAAAUAACAGCUCUAAAGUGAGGACUCAUAUUCCACAAAGCGCUCGCUUGAAAUCAGCUCUUUCUGAUUAUAGGAAGAUCGGCAAGAGACUAAAAAUAAAUCUCAAAACUAAACUGAUAUCUCCUGGCUUCACUUCUAAAAUGUUGGCAACGGAGUGUCAUCGAGAAGCAAAGGAAUCAGGAGGGAAUAAAAUUAGUCACAAAGAGCCCUCAAAGGAGGAUAAAGAUGUAGAUAUUCUUGCCAAUAGCACAUCGACUUAUCCAUAUGACUCAGAGAUCUCUAAUGAGCCCUAACUCAAAGGUCAAAAUCAUUAAGAAAAUCUUCAGUAAAAAUUAUGACCAAGAUCAUUCUGUGAACAUCAGAAAAUUAAUUAAGAAUUACAGGAAGAAGAAAUCAGAAUCUGUUCGUGCUAACAAAACUGAUAGUUUGCAUAAUUAUAGUCAUAGUUCAAGCCUUGCUAUGGACUACAAGCCUCGGACAGCAGGAAUAUGCCUUAGAAGACCCAAGCAGAAGAAG
Moneuplotes crassus is the source of this 1196-nucleotide messenger RNA. The record is from the annotation of a GenBank genome assembly. Lineage: Eukaryota; Ciliophora; Spirotrichea; Euplotida; Euplotidae.